UUUCAGUUACAAAAAUUUUGCUUGAAGAGAAAGAGGGGCAAGUCCGCUCCGGUGGGUGACGUUAAUUCUUUCUGGAUUCAGCGAAUAAAAUGGAGAAGUCGGGAAUCACAGAGAAUGAAGCAGAUGAAUCAGAUUCCUUAUCUGAUGAGCCCAACUAUCGCAAACCGCUGCGUAGAAGAAGUGCAACUGUGUCACCAGCAGCAGGAACUCGUUUCAGGCAUCACUCUAAGAGCAGGCGACGCUCAGAAAUGAAUUUGAUGGCGCAGAAACAGGCUUCGUUGCUAAGACGACCUGACGGAUCGCACGUAUCGCCAAGAUAUGAACACAAAGACAGUUUACGGAAAACAAACAGUAUGCCAAGCUUUGAACAAACACAACAAGCACAUGUGGAUGCAAUCCGCCAGUUGUUGGACUUAUUCCCUAUUUCUCCUUGUAACCAAAGUUCAAGUGCUCAUGAGGUUUGGCAAACUCAUCGACAGAAAUUAGUACCAAAAAUGGAAGAAUCAGAAUCCGAAGAUGACAUCAUCAAUACAGACAUCGAAGAGUUGCGUGAUGCAGCCCAAAGUAUCCAGUCGUUACAACGUGUCUUGAAAGUCCCAUCAGAAUCAACGAAUAUAAAUGGCAUCUUUUUAUACUAA
This is a messenger RNA of Loa loa (African eye worm), 638 nucleotides long. RefSeq lists its product as hypothetical. Lineage: Eukaryota; Metazoa; Nematoda; Chromadorea; Rhabditida; Onchocercidae. The transcript is spliced from 5 exons. The coding region runs from base 90 to 638 and encodes 182 amino acids. The record is from RefSeq and is a predicted model, not a curated record.